UCCUGGCGGGCCACAAUCACAAUUUGGAGGACAACCCGUUGGAAUUAUGAAUGGCCCCACAGGAAUGACAAAUGAUGUUGUUAAUGAUGUUUUUACGAACAAUAAGAAAGUAAUAAAUCCACCACCACAAGGAACGAACACUUUACAGGGAAUAAACCCUACAUCAUCCUUAUUUGCAUCUGGUUUGGGUCCAAUUGGUAUGAAUGUUCAUCCACAUCAUGGAGGGCCACCAGUACCAAUGCACGCUCAUCAUCAAGUUAUGAGACAACAAAUACCACCUCCUAGAGGUUUUAAUCCGAUCGCACCAACACCACAUUUAGCCGGUCCUUCAGGAGUACCGCCAUCAGUGGCUUCUACAAAUUUAUCAUUGCUUAAUGAAAAUACUGUAAUGAGUGGAAGUGGGAAUAUUGGCACGGGAGUAUCAGGAAAUCCACAAACUGGUGCAUUUGGUGGGUUGCCUAUAGGUGGAGGACAAGGUUCAUUAGGACCACAGACAUUUAAUUUAGGGACACAAGUCGUUAGCCAACCACCAGUAUCUCACAUGGUAUCUAAUGUUCCUCAAAGCACACCAUUAGCUCCUAUCGGGCAUCGUCGUAUGUCUCAGCAUCCAGAAGAUUCACAUGUAAAAACCAUACAUAGACCCCAACCAAUACAACGUCCAAGAAGAAAUUCUGGUACAGGACAAUCACUGGAUGCUCAUACGAACACAAGAUCUCCGCCACCAGGUUUUGGUAAUAUGGUCGGAUCAAAUGCUUUGCUCGGUGAAGACCAACCUCAUCCAAUGGUAAAUAGGAGACAGAGUUUAGCUCUUGUUGAAAGUUCAUAUUUUUCUAAUUCGUUAUUUUCUACAGCAAUGCCCGGAGAGUCAAAUCCACCGCAAUCAUCACCGAAUCAACAACAGCAACAACACGGGACAACUCGUUUAUCACACCGAUCUGUUGCAAGUGAGAAUGAAUGGCCUCCAAUACGUGGAAGACAAAAUGUAACAGAUAAUCACGUAGGAGAAUCAUUACCAAUGAAUGGUGGUAAUAAUAAUGUUGGUAGUAAUAAUAUAGGGACGAACGAUAUAUGGGGAUCAAAUUAUGUUGGUGGACAGUCGUUGUGGUAUUCGGAAGGUAAUAACCCUGCAAAUCGUAGGGCAGUGGGUUCAAGAGACUUUAUGCAAGAUUUCUUGUAA
Funneliformis caledonium is the source of this 1177-nucleotide messenger RNA. NCBI's taxonomy places the organism in Eukaryota, Fungi, Glomeromycota, Glomeromycetes, Glomerales, Glomeraceae. The record is from the annotation of a GenBank genome assembly.